ACACAACGGCCCUGAGUGUAGGCAUCAGGCUGAGCUGGCUGCUUACGACUGCUGCUAGUGGUGAAUUUCCUUCGUGGAUUUGUUUUGAAUGUUGUCGACACGAGUGUAGUAGUGCAGAAAUACGUCUGAUUGAAGAACAAUACUAUAUCGAUAAGCAAUUGUCUAAACUCUUUUUACGAGUAACAGUCUCGUUUUUGUUUCGACGCCAUGGAUUCCGCCAGUCAAGACAUCAAUCUGAACUCUCCAAGUAAAGGCCUAGGCUCAGGCACUCUAUCAGACAUGCCAGCAGAGAUGGGUGCGUCUGCUGGGAGUCCAGUAACACUUCCUCCAGGACUAACAGAGGAGGAGGCGGAAGAACUAAAAACUGAACUCUGCAAGGUAGAGGAGGAGAUUCAAACUCUGCGGCAAGUGUUGAUGGCCAAAGAGCGCCAUGCGUCUGAACUGAAGCGCAAGCUCGGCCUCAGCCCUCUGAGCGAACUCAAACAGAACAUCACCAAAGGCUGGCAGGAUGUACAGACCUCAAAUGCAUAUCUUUCAGCCUCUGCCACUCUGGAUGACAUUGCCAACUCUGAAGUGUACAAGAAGACUCAGGAAACACUGUCUCAGGCAGGACAGAAGACCUCAGCAGCCUUCUCCACCAUGGGUACUGCUAUUAGUAGAAAGCUAGGAGACAUGAGGAACUCCACAACCUUCAAAUCAUUUGAGGACAAAGUUGGAAAUCUUAAGUCGAAGGUUGUUGGAGGGAGGGCCAAUGGCGAUGGCUUGCAGUCUCCGACCGAGCCGAACCCUGUGCAGGAGAACGCACCAUUCUGAGCCUCUACACUCCCAAACCCACACCUCAUCUCAUCUGUUCGUGAAGCCUGACCAUCUACAGCCACCAUCACUUGUCUCACUCGCUUUCUCUCUGCCUCUCCCUCCCUGUUCCAGCUCCUGUUUCCACCUAAAGCUUGCAUGCGCUUGUCUCGCCUCUCCAGUCACACCACCGCUUACGUGACAUGGACUCAUCCAAAAAGAAUUGUACAAAAAAGAAGGGAAAAAAGUUACAACCAUUUUGUAUUCUAAAAUAUUUUACACUGCUUUGCAUAAAGUUUUUACAUAACGUAUAUAUCUAUAUAUGAAUAUAAAGAAUACAAAUAAUUAUAUUUAAACUGUACUGCCAAGCAGCAUUCAUCAGAAAGGGGAAAGGAGAAGAAAGCUGGAGAUGGGAGAGGGCUGCUGUUUGAACAACUCGCACAAGGGGAACGUGCUGCAGUCUUCUACGCUGCUCUUCAUUUAAUUUGAGGACAUUUUUUAAUCCGAGUACAAUGUGAAGCAACGCUUUACAGUACAUCUCGUGAAUGUCUAAUCCUUUGUCUGCCUUACACUAUCACUGUUUCUUUCUGUUGAUUUUUGCUGGUCAAAGCAAGUUGCAUUAAGGUUCUUUUCCUCUCCUCUUGCUUUUUCUGCCCUUUUUUUUUUUUUGAUUUGGAGUACCAUAUCGCUGGGCUUGUUUUGUUUGUGUUGUCCAUUAAUGUCUGCCCGCCUUUGCUUUGUUCUAAUGCUUUGUGCCAGCAAACUGAGGCUAUUUAAAGACCUUCUGCUGUUGAAACAAAGAGCUAUUUCACCAACUCGUACUCACACUAAUUUGUAUGUUAUGAGUCACUAUUGAAUAUAGUUCUUGCUUUAGCCUGCACUGCUCGAAGUGUAAUACACUGACUGAGACCAGUGGUGUCAAACUCCUUUUUGUUAUUUACAUCCAGGUAUAUAUUAGACGUGUGUAAUUUGUUUGAUAGCACGGUCACUUUGCAUUUCAAAACCAAUCAUUGGCCUUUUUUUUUUUUUUUGAAUCGUUAAUCAUUUUUAUUUUUGCCUUGUUUAUCCUAUUUCAUCACUUCCUCUUUUCUGUGUCAAUGGAUUGAAUUGUCAGUAGUUUGCUACACAUUAUUAUCCUAGACAGAGCUAGAAUUUGAGGGAUUUAUUAUAUCUGUUUGCCAGAAAUAUGUACAGCUAUGCUGCCAGUAAUACACAGCAGGGGUAUUGGGAUUCAUCUUAAUGUAAGGUGCAGGGUAGGUGACCUACCUUUCUGUUAUCAUUUAAGCUUUUUUUUUUUUUUCCCCCUCUGAGAAAGAGAGAAAUUAUGUAUCCCUUAAGCUGCAUAUGUAUAAACUGGACCGGCUGUUGUAGAGCGCAUGAGCACAAUAUAGCUUUAAAUCUGAGAUUGUAGCUCAACUUGACAAAAUGAGAGGAUAUUGUUUUCUUUUAAGGAACUGGUGGAAUACCCAAUUAUGUUAGUGUCUGUUCUGUUUAUCAAUAAAGCAUUCCUUCAAA
Neoarius graeffei (lesser salmon catfish) is the source of this 2307-nucleotide messenger RNA. RefSeq names its product tpd52 like 2b (gene tpd52l2b). The transcript is spliced from 7 exons. Gene Ontology annotation, cellular component: cytoplasm. The record is from RefSeq and is a predicted model, not a curated record. The coding region runs from base 208 to 813 and encodes 201 amino acids. NCBI's taxonomy places the organism in Eukaryota, Metazoa, Chordata, Actinopteri, Siluriformes, Ariidae.